AAUAUUUCCUUUGAAAUAUGUUUUAAAUAUAAAUAAAUGUGAAUGAACAAAGAAAUUACAUUCCAUCACAAAGAUGUCGCCCCGCUCACUUAGAAUGUAGCUUAAAGCAAAAUAUUUUUUCAAACUGCAUUGAUUGUUUUUACACCUCCGAUAAUCAUAAGAAUUUAUUGAAUUAAAAUAAAUUUAAAAUAAAAUAUGAAAAGUUUGUUUAUUCGUGGUAAUUAAAAAGGAAAACAUAACAAAAAUGGCAUUUUUGUGUCCGGUGCGCAUGCGGCGCGAUAAAAAGAAAGCCACUAACGCCAAUAUAGAACGUGAUUUACCCAUUCCUGGUGUUGGUUUGGGACGCAUAACCGGUUCAUCCAGCAUAGAAACAUUAGUACGUGUCGGCAUUGAGAAGGAGCACGGUCUCAGUCCAGACUCAAAAAUGGUGGUGCUGCAUGAUUUCACUCCCUGUGUGGAUGAUGAGCUUGAAGUGAAGCGUGGACAAAUUGUCAAUAUAUUAUAUCGUGAGAACGACUGGGUCUACGUAAUUGGGCAGGAUACACGACAGGAGGGCUUCAUACCAUACUCGUACUGUGCACCUUACAACACACAGCUGGCAGAUCUUGCUAUAAAGAAAAAACUACCACGCGAUCAAAAUGUCAACGUGCAAGAACAUAAUCAAGAGAAUAUGCCACUCUUGAGUGCAGAGAGCAAAAUGGAAUUAAUUGACGAUGUGAGUGCUGUCAAUGCCGUCGUAAAUGCUAGCAGUGGUGGUGGUGGAGGUACAGCUGGUGUUGUAGCCACUUGUGGUGGCUCUAGCGCUAAUGCAGGCCCUAUUGGCGUCCCACCAAAAAAUGCCGAAGUAAAUCUUUUAUUAGAACCGGAAUGCACACCAUUUCAUAAAGAACCCAGCGGCCGCUACAUUGUACUCUACACAUUCAUAGCACGCGAUGAAAAUGAUUUGUCCGUGGAACGUGGCGAAUUCGUUACAGUUUUAAAUCGUGAAGAUCCCGAUUGGUUUUGGAUUGUGCGCAGUGAUGGCCAAGAGGGUUUCAUACCGUCCGCAUUCGUCUUCCCCGCUGAAAGUGUGCUGCAAACACAACAGAAAAUGCUAAAUGUAUGCGGCACGGUACAAGACGCCGCUGGUUUGAUUGGUGGUGCAAAUGCCAACAACAAUGCUGUACACAAAUCACAAACGCAAUUGAACUUAGAGCUUACUGCGGCCAAUUUGAAUAGCAAUUUAACGUCUUUGGGUCAGACGCUAACGACAUCAGCUGCACAAUUAGAUGCGGCGUGUAUUGGUGGCUUGCAACAACAAAAUGCGGCACAGCAUCAGCAGCAACAACAAAUCGGUGGCAUUAGCGCAGAUGAUUUGCGUUACCAUGGCACUGAGCUGGUUAUGCUUUAUGAUUAUAAGGCACAAGCACCAGACGAUUUGAAUGUACGUAGAGGCGAUUGGAUCUAUGCAGACCUAAAUAAUCAAACGGUGGAUGGCUGGUUGUGGGCUUAUGCACCAAAAACGCGUAAAUAUGGUUUUAUACCGAAGGCUUAUGCGCGUCCACCCGCCAUGACCAGCCUUUAAUACUAUGCAAAAUUUGAAUUAUUCAAAUAUUGUCUUCCACUUGCCUGCAA
Zeugodacus cucurbitae (melon fly) is the source of this 1614-nucleotide messenger RNA. It is a transcript of the gene Dlish, whose product is annotated as SH3 domain-containing protein Dlish. The transcript has 3 exons. Bases 245 to 1564 code for a protein of 439 amino acids. The record is from RefSeq and is a predicted model, not a curated record. Gene Ontology annotation, molecular function: protein binding. NCBI's taxonomy places the organism in Eukaryota, Metazoa, Arthropoda, Insecta, Diptera, Tephritidae.